UACCGCGUUAUUUGCGUUUUAAGGAGGCAGAACUAAAAAGUGACGCCGUCAUUAAUGAAACGAGCAUGAAAACUGCAGCCUUAGCUCGCUAGCAACAUCGACGCUGCUGUGAGCUUAACUAGAAAUGGAGGACAGAAUGCUCAAAGUAACUAAACACAGCGGAGUGUUGUAGACCUAUUUAUCCUCACGGUUAAAACAUGAAUAUCAAUUACUGUCGUGAAUUCACAGUCAUGGUGCUUUUAGCGUUAUGCUUGAAUCGGUGUGUAGAACCCCGUCUGAAAAUCUGCAGAGAAAAAGGCGAGAGCGAUCCCAGUGCGGUGGUUACAGAAGCUGGAACCGAAGUGACUUUGCCCUGCAACGCCUCGAGCGUGCAGAGCGGCGUGCUGUGGAGACUCAAUGGCAGCGCCUUGCCUCCAAGCGUGAGCCACACUCUAAACGCAAUGGGCUCCAUCACUGUUGAGGGCACGGCUCUCUCGGCCAACGGAGUGUACAGCUGUCACAACAAUGUCAGUGGGGAACAACUGAUAAACGUCACUUUGGAAGUUGGAUAUCCACCAGAGAGACCCAAUGUGAGCUGUAGAGCUAUUAACCCACACAAGGUGAUUUGCAAGUGGACCUCUGGCAGAGAAACGUUUCUUCCCAUCAAGUUUACCGUAGUCGUCAAAUCAAAGGACGCCGAUAUCAAAUGCAUCCCAAAGCGCCGCCGAAAUGAAUGUUCCUUUGCCGGCAAAUACAACGAACCGUAUCCCUACGCCGUGACUGUGGUUGCUAAAAAUGCACUUGGAUGUGAAGGAAGUGAAACUGCAAAGUUUUCCCUGAAGUCAAUCCUGAAACCAGACCCACCCAUCAUUCUAAAAGUAAUUCCAGGCCAGGGACGCCAGAAGCAUGUAUGGGUGAUCUGCUCGUAUCCAAGCACGUGGCACCACGCAAACAAGGGGUUCACGCUCACAGCUGAGCUGGAGUACAAAUCAAUGGAAGAGAAAAAUUACAGACAGUAUCCUGAUAAAUCGAAGAUCAAGAUCGCCACGUCUCGCGAAAAUGUAUGGGUGUUCAAAAUCCUUGAUUCCCAUCCUGGCACCUCGCGCGUGAUACGCGUGCGCGCCAAGGAUUUCCUCGAUUAUGGAAGAUGGAGUGACUGGAGUUCACCGACUUACGUAAACACAUCAAACGAAGAUGAAUCCAAAGUGGACAUUCCUAAGAAAUUUAACAAUGCGGCAAGCACAACAAUUUAUAUAGAGAGCUCAGUGGAGUCUGAGCCGACACAAUAUCCAGAUGCUCUGAAAAAAGUCUAUCUGCAUGGUGGGACAAGCAUGAUAAGCUUAUUUUGUAUUGUUCUGUGUUCAGCCUGCCUUGCUCUGGCCACAUUAACUGUCACUGCCUUCGUGUACUUAAAAAAGAGGCGAAAAGAAGAUACGAGACAUCAGGAUGCCGUGGCAAGACAGGAAUUGGAGCCCUUAGCUGCUCCUGUUAUUUUGAUGAAUGGGGACAUGACCAGCACCGAUCCCAUCCACGAUACACCUCCCCAGGAUGAUGUCACUCGCAUAAAUUUAGACGAAUCCAAUCCCUUCCUGCAGGUCUUUGGAGAACCAAGACUUCCCAUCAACAACAACGUGAUAAACUCUGAAUACUUUUACAAACGUAUGAAAACGUCUUUUUUAUUCCAAGAAACACAGGUUUAG
Molecule: messenger RNA, 1679 nt
Organism: Lethenteron reissneri (Far Eastern brook lamprey)
Lineage: Eukaryota; Metazoa; Chordata; Hyperoartia; Petromyzontiformes; Petromyzontidae
Product: ciliary neurotrophic factor receptor subunit alpha-like
Molecular function (GO): protein binding
Source: RefSeq, a predicted model, not a curated record